This is a messenger RNA of Gastrolobium bilobum, 2373 nucleotides long. RefSeq names its product cation/H(+) antiporter 4-like. The record is from RefSeq and is a predicted model, not a curated record. Gene Ontology annotation, cellular component: endomembrane system; membrane. The transcript is spliced from 3 exons. The coding region runs from base 1 to 2373 and encodes 790 amino acids. Gene Ontology annotation, biological process: proton transmembrane transport; regulation of pH. Gene Ontology annotation, molecular function: antiporter activity. NCBI's taxonomy places the organism in Eukaryota, Viridiplantae, Streptophyta, Magnoliopsida, Fabales, Fabaceae.
AUGAACUCAACCCAAGAAUUAUUCUUCACUUCAGUAACGUUCGUUCGAGAAGUAAUUCCGGGUCGAUAUCAAAUCUACAACGUUUGCGUCGAUGAGCCAAAGAUAGUAUCAGAUGGCAUAUGGGCUAAUCGCACUACCGGUGCAUUACCUACACAUUCUACUUUUACAAUGCUGGAGCUCCAAAUACUUAUCAUUUUCGUCAUCACGCAAAUCUUUCAUUUCUCUUUCAAGCGCUUGGGGCUGCCUUAUUUCAUUUCGCAAGUAAUGACUGGUUUUCUUCUAGGCCCGUCGAUUCCAACAGGACCAAUGGAAAAGUACAAAAAGAUGUUAUUUCCAUAUGGAAGCCCGGAUAUACUGAACACUAUAUCAUCAUUUGGGUUCUCAAUGUUCCUGUUUCUAAAUGCAGUGCAAAUGGACUUCACCUUGAUAACAAGAACUGGCAAGAAAGCUUGGGUAAUAGCUCUUUCCACAUUAAUCACACCAAUGGCUGUUGGUUUUUUCUUAACAAAAACAUUCUUCCCCUUAUGGGUUCGAAUAAUUGGGCCAGAGGAAGCAGAAACCUUACCUGUAACAUUUAUAUCUCACUGUGGUGGUUCCUUCGCUGUCAUAGCCUCUUUGCUCAGUGACCUUGGAAUCCUCAACUCUGAACUCGGACGCCUCGCACUAUCCGCAGCAUUUUUAAACGAUAUUUCAGGUGCAGUUGUGGCAGGACUUGGAACCGCAAUUGUAAGCAGCCAAGGAUUGUAUUUACCAAUUAUAAAUGUGGGUUAUUUUCUUGCGUUUCUAAUCACAGUUCCAUUGAUUGGGCGUCCAGCAAUGAGAUGGGUAGUGAAAAAAACACCAGAGGGUCGACCUGUGAAUAAGAUAUAUAUUAACAUUAUCAUCCUAGUGCUUCUGCUAUUGGGUCUCGUUGCAGGGUAUUUUCACCAACCUUUCUUGGUUGGUGCACUUGUUUUUGGGCUUGCUGUCCCAGAAGGUCCUCCUUUGGGGUCUGAAUUGGUUUACCAACUUGAAUUGUUCUCCACGUGGUUUCUCUUGCCCAUUUUUGUUACUAGUUGUACCAUGAAGGUUGAUCUUACCCAAUGUGGACCUCUCUCUUUGGUUUUGGUCAUGUCCUCCUUCAUCAUUAUGGUCCAUUCAAUUAAAUUUAUGCUGUGCUCCGGAAUUUGUCGCUACUGCAAGAUGCCCUACUCUGAUGGUCUCUGCCUUGCUCUCAUCUUGAGCUGCAAAGGUGUUGUCGAUCACUGCACCUUUAUCCUUGUCUACGACGGACUGAAACAAACUCCACAUGCAAUAGGUGUUAUGACUAUCUCAGUAUUGAUCGUGGGAACAAUUUCACGAUUCGGAGUGAAGUCCUUGUACGACCCAAAAAGGAAAUACGCAGGGUAUCAAAAAAGGGACAUAAUGAACUUGAAGAAAAACUCAGAGCUUCGUGUUGUUGCAUGCAUCCACAAGCGAAGCCACAUAAAUCAAAUAAAGAAUGUCCUCGAGCUUUGUACUCCAGCACCAGACAAUGCACUUGUAGCAGAUGUGUUACAUCUCAUGGAACUAGUUGGAAGAACCACUCCAGUUUUCAUUGCACAUCGCCUUCAACAAAGGGGAAGGUCAACCCGCAACUACUCUGAAGAACUCAAUGUAGUCUUCGACCUUUUUGAGCGUGAAUAUGCAGGUUCAGCAACAGCCAACACCUACACAGCAAUAUCUCCAGUGACCCUUAUGCAUGAGGAUGUGACUCAGCUUGCAUUGGACAAACUUGCAUCCCUUAUAAUUCUUCCAUUUCAUAUAAGAUGGGCAGAGGAUGGUUCCAUUGAAUCAGAGGACACUAGAAUAAGGUCACUGAAUUCUAAUGUUUUGGAAAGAGCACCAUGCUCAAUUGGGAUUCUAGUGAACCGUGGCUCUUCUAGUUUUAAUUUAACGAGUUAUAAAGUGGCCAUGAUUUUCUUGGGUGGGCCAGAUGAUAGAGAAGCUUUGUGUUUGGCUAAAAGGUUUGCUAAAAACUCUGAUAAUAGAUUGUUUGUGUAUCGGUUACUUGCACAUGAUAAUGAUUCUAUAGAUUGGGAGACUAUGAUUGACGAUGAGGAGUUAAGGGAGGUGCGUGGAGCUUAUAUUAAACUUGAAAAUGUGACAUAUGAAGAAAUAAUUAUCCAGGAUGCAUCACAAACAACAACUUUCCUUAAGGAUAUGGCAAAUAAAUUUGAUUUUAUUGUAGUUGGAAGACGUAAUGGGGUCCAAUCUCCUCAGACACUUGGAUUGGAAGAUUGGACUGAAUUUACAGAAUUGGGUGUGAUUGGUGAUUUGCUUGCUUCACAAGAUAUGGAGACUAAAGCUUCAAUUUUGGUUGUGCAACAACAACAAACGACGUCUUUGUCGUGA